AUGGGGAAGGAAACAGUUUUCACAGGCAGAGCGGUUGAUAAACAUAUGAUUGUUGAAGAUCACAUCGAAAUCGAUCAGUCUUUGUUGAUUGAUACUAAUUUUCUCACUGUAAGCUCAUUGAUCAGCUCACGUGAACAUUCGGUUAUCUACAAAGGAAGGUUCAAAGGUGCUCCAGCAGCCUUAAAGAUCAUAAAACCAAUGAAUGCAUUAAAUGUGAGUCCUGAUCACAACGAUAAGAUUCUAAGGGAGAUUAUGAUGCUAUCUCGAGUGAAGCAUGAAAAUAUAGAGAAGUUUAUUGGUGCCACUGUGCAUGCAACUUUCGCAAUAGUAAUGGAGUUCAUGAAAAGUGGAUCACUUCAGAAAUAUUUGUUCAGAAUCAAACCUAAUGGCGGUUUAGAUUUGAAACUCUGUAGAAACUUUGCUUUGGAUAUUUCUAGAGCUAUGGAAUGCUUACACAGAAAUGGCAUCAUUCACAGAAACCUGAAACCAAGUAAUAUACAUUUUUGUUAG
Molecule: messenger RNA, 510 nt
Organism: Macadamia integrifolia
Lineage: Eukaryota; Viridiplantae; Streptophyta; Magnoliopsida; Proteales; Proteaceae
Product: serine/threonine/tyrosine-protein kinase HT1-like
Exons: 3
Coding region: 1-510 (169 amino acids)
Biological process (GO): protein phosphorylation
Molecular function (GO): ATP binding; protein kinase activity
Source: RefSeq, a predicted model, not a curated record